This is a messenger RNA of Stegastes partitus (bicolor damselfish), 4743 nucleotides long. RefSeq names its product solute carrier family 40 member 1 (gene slc40a1). Gene Ontology annotation, molecular function: peptide hormone binding; iron ion transmembrane transporter activity. Lineage: Eukaryota; Metazoa; Chordata; Actinopteri; Pomacentridae. Gene Ontology annotation, cellular component: basolateral plasma membrane. Gene Ontology annotation, biological process: iron ion transmembrane transport. The record is from RefSeq and is a predicted model, not a curated record. Bases 258 to 1979 code for a protein of 573 amino acids. The transcript is spliced from 8 exons.
UCCUGGCUCCCAGUUCCUGCGACACAACCGCUUUCUUUUUUUUUUAUUCGGUUAUUUCUUUCCAACUUCAGCUACAGUGAUAGCUAAGUUUGGAAAGGAGGAAAAAGAAGAAAAAAAGGGGGAGAAACGCCGCGUCUUUGUCGGUUUUUUUUUAAAUUAAUCUUGUGCGCGAGUCGCUGCAGCCGUAUCCUCGGUUGACCUCCUUUUUCUUGCACUACAAUAGAGCAGCUAGCAUAAAGCGACAUUUGCUUUUAAAAAUGGAUAACUCUGGACCUAAGAAGACAUGCUGUGAAUCCAUCACAGACUUCUUCACUUCGGCGAAAUUUCUUAUUUACAUGGGACAUGCACUGUCAACAUGGGGCGACCGAAUGUGGAACUUUGCUGUGGCUGUUUUCCUGGUGGAGCUGUAUGGGAACAGCCUGCUGCUGACGGCCGUGUAUGGGCUGGUGGUGGCCGGUUCCGUGCUCCUGCUGGGGGCCAUCAUAGGGGACUGGGUGGACAAAAACCCCAGGCUCAAAGUGGCCCAGACUUCGCUGCUCGUCCAGAACAGUUGCGUCAUCGUGUGUGGGAUACUCCUGAUGGUUGUUUUCCAGUUCAAAGAACAGCUUGUGGAGCUUUACAAUGGAUGGAUUCUGACAACCUGCUACAUUCUGGUCAUCACCAUUGCCAACAUCGCGAACCUGGCCAGCACGGCUACGUCCAUCACCAUCCAGAGGGACUGGGUGGUGGUUGUGGCAGGUCAAGACAGCAGCAAGUUGGCAGACAUGAAUGCCACGGUGCGGAUUAUCGACCAGCUGACCAACAUCUUGGCUCCCAUGUUGGUGGGCCAGAUAAUGGCCUUUGGCUCCCAUUACAUUGGCUGUGGCUUCAUCUCUGGCUGGAACCUGUGCUCCAUGUGUGUGGAGUACGCGCUGCUGUGGAAGGUCUACCAGAAGACGCCCGCGUUGGCCGUGAAAGCCGGACAAAAAGAGCAGCAGCAGCAGCAGCAGCAGCAGCAGGAGCUCAAACAGCUCAGCCCCACAAGAGAUCUGGAGAACGGCCAAAGUCCUGAAGAGUCGUCUCAGCCACUGAUGAAUGAAACCUCAGCGGUGGACAAGCCCGAUUCCCCCAAGCAGAGCGGCUGUUGCUACCAGGUGGCCGAACCCCUGCGCACCUUCAAGUCCGGCUGGGUGGCCUACUACAACCAGAGCAUUUUCUUUGCUGGCAUGUCCCUGGCCUUCCUCUACAUGACGGUGCUGGGCUUCGACUGCAUCACCACGGGCUAUGCCUACACGCAGGGCCUCAACGGCUCAGUGCUCAGCCUGCUGAUGGGGGCAUCGGCCGUCUCGGGCAUCUGCGGCACCGUCGCCUUCACUUGGGUUCGCAAGAAGUGCGGCCUGAUCCGCACGGGCUUCAUCUCGGGUGUGGCCCAGCUGUCCUGCCUCAUGUUGUGCGUCGUCUCCGUCUUCGCUCCCGGAAGCCCCUUCAACCUCAGAGUCUCCCCGUUCCAGGACAUUUACUCCCACCUGAUAGGAGAGAAGACGCUGCCUGAGGCGGAGCACAGCAUUACCAGUGCUUUUACCAGUCUGAACAUCACUACUGCCGCACCUGCUGAAGAGCAUCCUCCGCCGUCCUACAUGUCUGUUAGUCUGCUGUUUGCUGGCGUCAUUGCUGCUAGAGUUGGUCUGUGGUCCUUUGACCUGACAGUGACCCAGCUCAUCCAGGAGAAUGUGAUUGAGUCAGAGCGAGGUGUGAUCAACGGCGUCCAGAACUCCAUGAAUUACCUCUUAGACCUUCUGCACUUCAUCAUGGUGAUUCUGGCUCCGAACCCAGAGGCCUUCGGGCUCCUGGUCAUCAUCUCUGUCUCUUUUGUGGCCAUGGGUCACAUCAUGUACUUUCGGUUUGCCUUCAAGAGCCUGGGCAGCCGCCUCUUCCUCUGCUGCUCGCCGGAGCAGAAGGUUGAGACGGAUGACAGCCCCUCACUUCCCACCACCGUCUAACCCUGUUAAAGAGACUCUGUCCUGGGUACAUACUUCUCAAGCCUUACCCUACCCCUGCAUCUUAUUUGUCCAACUAACAUCACUGUCUGUAGCUGGCUGAAUGCUAAUGCUAACGAAACGAGUAUGGUAACUUAACCCGCUAUGCCUAGCUGUUCAUAAAGCAUUAAUCAUUAGCAGAAGGAGAUGAGUAGAAAGCUUACAGUCACAGAAUACUAAUCUGUAGUGAGACUCUAGAGAAGGCAGGGUUUCUGUAACAUUUUGAGUCAGAUGAGAGCCUCAGCUUUUCGUCUGUGGAUCCCUGCUCCUCAGCACAUUACACGUGUCAGAUAAGGAUCCAUCACUAAUAGGCUCUAUUCUGAGUGCUGUUAAAGGAAUCAGGGGAUACGGCACUGUAAAAUAUUCUCCUUCUAAUUGCCUGGAUCUAGCUGAAAAAGAUUUAUACAAGGUGCUUCAGCUAACAAAAGGGCAAAAUGAGGUAGAAAUGUUGCAGGGAAGCAGGCACUGAGGCUUGAAUUAAAGGCGACGACCGUCUGAGAUCCUAAAAGACAGAACGUCACGAGUUCAUUGGUGCUGUAGCUGUGUCUGCUCACUGUUCUCUGAGAGCCUGCUUUUGGUUGCAUCAGCUUACAUAUAUACAUAUAUACAUGUAUGAUGAGCAGGUUUUGGGUGUCUUCCUCCUGAGGGGAGGAGGAUACUUUUAUUUAACCAAACACAAAACUGGGAUCUAGUCUCUUUAAUACGUCUUUAUAAGGGUUACGCAUUUAGCUGUAUUUAUUCAGGAAAUGCAGACGGUGUUUUUUUUAAAUAGUUGUAUCAUCAGUAUUGUGUUUCUUGCAGUUGUGCCAUAUAAAACAAAUGAGAAACCCUAUGCACCCUUAUCAAUAGUUCUCAGUUACCAAAGUUGAAGUCCACAGGGCAUAAAAGGAAGUGAGGGAAACCAGUAAUCUCUGCAUUCCAAAUAUAUAUUUUUACACCCGGUGAAAGCAGUUCAACCUUAAUAUAUCUGAAUAUUUCUGAACACGCUUGGAGAUUGUACUUAAAUUUAAUUUUUCAGGUAGUUUACAUUAACAGUGUAAUUUUGUCACCUUUUUUUUUUGAUUUUCAUGUUUAAGUUCUUUGGAGUGAUUUCUCAAUCGUGAUUGUCGUUACUCAGGCACUUUAUAAAGUGAUUGACAUCCGUCAGUAGACCUAAUGCGUGAUCAGGCAUUAGUUCAAUACUUUUUUGCACAAGGCUGAAGUCCUCACUCCCCCCGAGACCCCCUCCGACCCACCCACUGCACAAUGCUAUACCAGCCAUGACAGGCUUUUUGUUGUGGGGGGGGGCAAUGUGGUUUUAAGAAAAAGAAGGCACAUAGUUCAGUCCACAGCGCCGGAUAUUCAUGAGGAAAAAAAUGAUUCUAGCUCCUGUGAACCCUCCCCAGAUUACCCCAGACACCCCCAUUUCCUCCAAAAAACAAAAACAGCCAAGGAACUUAGUCAGCAAUCCUUAUCUGAUAUCAUGUUCCUGCUUCAGAUUGCCAACAAGCCUUUCGCUCUCAUUGUUGUGAGCUUUUACAGUGGCACCGUUCCACUCAAGUCAAAGUUCUGCCACUGAUGGCUUUGGCUUCACGGGUCCAGUCUAGUCAUGAAAUAGUACCUCACAAAAGCUUUUUUUUCUAUGCUACUUUUUCCCGUGAAGUCAUUUAACAUCUUUAUAAGAAAAAGACGUCUCAAAACUUUAGGAUAUUUACAAAUGCUGGCGUCGUAGCAAUGCCUACGAUACGUAAAGCUUGGCGACAUACAGACCGAGAAGGACUGUAGCAGUAAAACCCAAAGGUGCAUUUUACUUCCUAUGAAUUUAACCUUUAAUUUGUAAGAGGAAUAAUUUGAUUUAAUCUCUCAGAAGCUAUAAAAUAUCACUGUCAAGAUCUUCCCAAAGUACUUAGUAUAGCUGUAUCUACUGUUUGUGACCCUCAGUAAUUCCCGACGCCUUAUUGGAAAAUAGCCUUGACAGCUGUUUAACGCACAUACGUGGCUACUUGGAGACCGUUACUAGCCACACUUCAACUUAGAAAGCUAGCCAGUCCAGCCAAGAUUUAAAUGGUGGUGAAGGAAAAAAAAAUAUUUGGGUUGGAAACAGAGCUAGCCACACCAGAUGUAAGAGAACAGAGGACCGCUUUUUCGCGGCACAUUCCUGUGAAACCUUGUAGAGAAAAUGGAUGUCUGCAGGUGUGUCUCGAGGUGCAGGCUUACUGGGAACAGAGCUUCAAAAUGUUCAUGUUCCACCCUCAAAACCUCAGCUCUUAAAACAGCUGCUCUGCUGAUUCAGGAAGAUCACACAUGGCCAUAAAGUCUAUAUUUUUAAUGUAAAUAACAUUCGCUGUGAGUCACUAUAAACCUAAUGUACAAUUGGAAAAAAUGUAAAACAAAAUAUAUAUAUUGUGUAUACUGUUGUUAUGCUGUUUGUCUGAAAACUUUUUUUAUUACAGGUUUUUAUAUACUUAGUGUUAAUUGUGAUUUUUUUGAAAUUUGUUUUCAAAGCGAUUACUGCAUGUCAUUUGAAUACAUCUGUAUCAUACGGCUUCAAUCUGACAAUAUCUCUACACAUGUGUAUAUAUAUAUGCAGUAUAUCAGUGUUAUUGUAGUUUGAUAGACAAAAACAUGAAAUCAUUAAGAAAUCAGAUUCAUUUUUAUGUACAAUGAUCGCACUCCACUGAAUAUGAGGACAUUGGUACUGCUUGUAUUGCAUGAGGUCUCUUAAAUAAAGAAAACCUUUGCAACUGCU